Molecule: messenger RNA, 156 nt
Organism: Sclerotinia sclerotiorum 1980 UF-70
Lineage: Eukaryota; Fungi; Ascomycota; Leotiomycetes; Helotiales; Sclerotiniaceae
Exons: 2
Coding region: 1-156 (51 amino acids)
Source: RefSeq, a predicted model, not a curated record
AUGAGUGUCUUAUGGGAAACCCCACAAUCCACAAUUCGACAGACUAGUGUUGAUCCAACCUACUCGAGGACUUCUUCGCCAUCAUUUGACAUGCAGGAUUCGGCUUUCGUGAGGCGAGGCAAAGAUCCAGUCAUUCGAUCUUCAAAGAAGGUCUAA